UGACAACAUCUAUCAAAAUAUGAAACAAUCAUGCAGUUGCUUCCUACUUUAAUUGCUGUAUCGAUAGCUAUUGGCAAUGUCAGCUGUUUGAAGAUAGCAACGUACAAUAUUUGGAACUUGAUGUUUAAUUGGGAGAUAAGAAAGCACCACAUUUCUGAACUGAUUGUGCAAACAGAUGCAGAUGUAAUUGCCUUGCAAGAGGUUAGAAGUAAAAAUGGCUCAUCAAGAAAUCAGUUGUUAGAGCUUAAAGCAUUACUUCCUGCUCAAUAUAGAUGGCACUUUUUCAGAGCUGCCAACAUUGUUUCAUUUCCAAAAGAGAUGAUAGAUACAUUCUUUGAUGGUGAAGGAAUUGGUAUAAUCAGUAGGCUGCCAAUCACUGGUAGUUCUGUCACCUACCUUCUGCCAAGCCCUCAAGAUCCUGAUAAAAACAAGCGCAUAAUUCUUCAUGUUAAGAUUGAAGAUGGACGUGGAAAGGUGUACAACGUAGUGGCCCUUCAUUUUUCAUACUACCGGCAGCAACAGUGCAGCAACAUUGCUGAGGUUGUUUCGUAUGUAAAAAAAAAACAAAUGGAAAAUGUCGUGCUAAUAGGCGAUUUUAAUACUUACAAUGAUUAUGAAUGGCCAAUAAAUCUGGUUACCAGUGACAGGUGGAGUUCUAAGAAUCCCUGCUACAGGUACGCUAAUAAGCCUGACAUUCUGAUUCACCAUGGCAAGACUUCGUACAAAGAUGCCUGGAUUGCGGUUCACCCACAUGCCGAUGGAUUGACAUUUAGUAACAUGCCUUCUCCAGGACUGGAAAGUCGUCCAGACAGAAUUCUUGUCAACAGCAAUCUUCAAGUCACUGCGGUUAACGUGAUCGGAAAUGGAUCAGAUUACAAGCAGAAAUAUAACAGCUCCAUCUAUUGGCACAGACUUUUGACUGUCGUCCAAUCAUCUUGGCUGUCUUAUAAAGGAGUGAAAGGGUAUCCAUGUAAACAUGACUGUGGUCCUCAAGGUUCUUGUAAAUGUGGAAUCUGUGUUGCUAUUGGCAACAAAAAUGGCUGCAAUCUUCCAGACUGCAAACAGUGUGACUCUGAAGUAUUUGUAGGACUGUUAUUACAUUUAAUACCAUUUAUGAUUUGUCUGGUACACCUGAUUUACUCUGUUAUUGUGAUAUUGACAAUCGGCGCAGGAUCUUAUGGUGAAACUGUGCAUUCAAUAUUUGGACUCAAGUGCUGUCUUUUUAAUGCUGAUUUGUUUAAAAGCCCAUCAUUUCGUCGAAAAGGACGCUGUUUACGGAUAUGUCAGAAAUGGCCUUUAUUUAAAUUGCCUCCGUAUUGUCAACUUCUAGUCAGUUUAGUAUUUAUUGUAGCUUUUACAUAUUAUUUUACUCACAAAUUUUUAUUUUUGUUUGAAAUGGCACAAACUGUUUUACCUGAGGAAUCGUUUCCCUCCGAUCAUUUAAUGCUUUAUGCUGAAAUAUCUUGAUAAUAAAUAUAAAUGUAAGUAUUGUAUUUGCUCAUUUUGUUAUCUGAUAAAAUUCUGCAUUUCCAUUAGGCUAAAUGUUAAGAACUUUGAUAAUGUUCACAACAUUGUUAACAUAGUCGCUGUUAACUUUCAAAUCUUUACUGCUGUAUAAGUAAUGAAAACUUUGUUGAAGCUUAAUAAAUACACUUGUGAUUUGCAAUAUUACAUGAAA
Molecule: messenger RNA, 1678 nt
Organism: Mya arenaria
Lineage: Eukaryota; Metazoa; Mollusca; Bivalvia; Myida; Myidae
Exons: 5
Coding region: 31-1467 (478 amino acids)
Biological process (GO): GPI anchor biosynthetic process; double-strand break repair
Cellular component (GO): cytoplasm; PML body; endoplasmic reticulum
Molecular function (GO): single-stranded DNA binding; 5'-tyrosyl-DNA phosphodiesterase activity
Source: RefSeq, a predicted model, not a curated record